This is a messenger RNA of Tachyglossus aculeatus (Australian echidna), 894 nucleotides long. RefSeq lists its product as uncharacterized. The record is from RefSeq and is a predicted model, not a curated record. The transcript is spliced from 7 exons. The coding region runs from base 1 to 894 and encodes 297 amino acids. Lineage: Eukaryota; Metazoa; Chordata; Mammalia; Monotremata; Tachyglossidae.
AUGGGCGAGGGUGGGCACGGGGUGCCAGCCUCCUCCUGCUCGCCCACCGCGCGGGGGGCAGUGCCCGCGCCCUGCAAAGCCACCGCUGAAGAGCGCAACCUAACCCUGCCCGCCUCCCUCCCCUCGGCGCCCGCAGAAACCAACGGGGGAGCGGACUGGUCGGGCGGGCCCGGGAAUCUUUUGCAAAACCCUGCAAAACGGCAACGUCUACCAAUACUAAUAGCAAUAACAAUCAUCUGCAAAACGGCCCGCAAGUACAAUCCGAUCCAGAAGAAACCACCUAGCCCGGGGGGAAAGGAAGAAACAGUUGUCCUGUGUUUCCUGCCAACCCUCCAAAGUGGACCCAGUCAUGUGGCGCUUUUUGUUUUGAUCCAGGGUCAUCAGUCCCCGCUCACACGAAGGAAAGGUGAGGAGACAUCAGCAGUGCAAGACCCCUGUUGGUCCCCAGGACCACGGACGGAGCCUUGCACCCCGAGAGAGAUGCUUCCCUGUCUCCGUGGCAACGGGACUUCCCAUCAGCUUCUGCUCCAACUGGUCCAGAGGAAUGGGAUCUCAACCUCUAGAACGCUGGAAAAUUGCAGUCCACUAGGACUUCACCGUGUCUUUCCCCAGUACCCUCUGCUGUGGCUGUCGUCGCUGGAACCGUUAUCGGUGUCUGUCGCCAGCCCUACUUCCUGCCCCCCGGCCUUUGAUUUUGAGCUCCUUGGAGGUCCCGACGCGCCUCGCGGCGCCCGGCCGGACUACGGGUCCCAGGGUGCAGCGCGGCGCCCGGCCGGCCUACAGAUCCCGACGCGCCUCGCGGCGCCCCGGCCGGACUACAGGUCCCGAGAUGCCGCGCGGCCGCGGCGUCCGUCCUCUAAGGGUCCCGACUCCCCGCGGGGGCCGGGCGGAUAA